AUGGCGCAGAAGCACAUGAGCACGGCCAAAACAGACAGAAUAUUGGAGAACUCUGCCACGGACACGAGCAUCGCAGUCAUGGCGACCAACAUCGCGCGGCCGAUAAGCGUACUAACGAUUGACGGUGGUGGUGUGUUGUGCUGUGCCGACCUGUGGUCGGGUCAAGACGAAAACGAAAAAUCCAAAAAAAUUCAACUAAAAACAAACGCACCUGGCACCUCGUCGGCCGUUUGCUAUGCAAUUAUAUUAUUAUCUCGUGUGCCUAUCGCGAUUAAUCGGAUGAGGUGA
Messenger RNA from Macrosiphum euphorbiae (potato aphid), 288 nucleotides. NCBI's taxonomy places the organism in Eukaryota, Metazoa, Arthropoda, Insecta, Hemiptera, Aphididae. The record is from the annotation of a GenBank genome assembly.